Lepidothrix coronata (blue-crowned manakin) is the source of this 2112-nucleotide messenger RNA. Its product is annotated as heme-binding protein 1-like. The record is from RefSeq and is a predicted model, not a curated record. The transcript has 5 exons. NCBI's taxonomy places the organism in Eukaryota, Metazoa, Chordata, Aves, Passeriformes, Pipridae. The coding region runs from base 1031 to 1690 and encodes 219 amino acids.
GGACCCUCUCCGCACGCCCGGGUUCUCACCCGCUGCCCGCCCGUAGUGAGGCAGGCUCUGGUGCUGUUGCCAGCCCGGGGAGCAGGAAGAGCCUCUCCCUGGCGGGGAAGGUGUCGGCAGGCGCGCACAAGCCUCACAGAGGUUCCCGCAGAAGCAUCCCAGGAUGGCACCUCUGGAUCGGUGCAGUAUUCUGGUGUUCCUGCAUCUCCUCCUCUGUAGAGUAAUGGCAGUGCUCAACUUUCCGGCCUUUAUUUUAAAAUUGGACUAGUCCUGCUGCUUUUUCUGGUCUUCUGACUUCUAGCUGCCUUCUUUACCAACCUGUUCUCUGCUGGGGUGGGCACGUCCAAGAGAGUGAAUUUUCAGUUUGAAGUCUGCUCCCUGCCUUGCUCGAAACUCCUCAUUGCAUAGCUCAAAGCCCUGCUGGCUUUGUAUUUAUGCUGGUUAUGUGGCUACUCUUUGAGCUGGAGAUCUCAGCAGGCAUAAGAUAAAUAUGCUUCUGUGGGGAAUGCAGGGCCUCUGGCCCUUGUCGUCAGACCUGAGCAUGUGUUGUUACUUGUCAGAACUGCCAAUCCAAACAUGGUAUCUUCUGCCUGAAGAUCUCCUCUCCAUGCUGGUCAAGUUGCACACUUCUUCUCAUCUCUUGCACAUAUGGGUGCUUCUGAGCUUUGAGAAAUAACUGCUUGUCAGACUGGUUCCUGUGUCUCUGCAGGCCUCAUUGGGCUUGCUACCCAAGGCAUCUGUCAGUUGUCCUCUAUAUGAGGAGAGGUUAACCAAUUUCUUCUGGGCUGAGGUCCAGCACUCCCUGUAAAACAUGUCUGAGCAUGUGGGUUGUGCAGCUCUGAACUGGGGUUUCACCACACUCUCUUUCCCUGUUUUUCUGGUCCCAGGGACUUAAUCUGGCUUCUUCUCCACCUGUGUUGGUCCCAGGCAGGAAUGGGGCCCCAGGACUUUGUGGGAACUGAAGAUCUUUUGUUGCCUGAAGAUCCUCUGCCUGAGGAAGAUUCUUGGAGUUUGAGGCUGGCUCUUCUGGAUGCUAGAGCUCUUCUGCCAGAUUUUCCCCUCUACUGGGUGGGAGUCUUUUUGCUCAUUAUCUUCUGUGCAUACAGUGUUCCAAGGAAAAGGCACUGUACCUGAGGAUAACAUCAGCCUUACUGGAGGCCUUUGGGUGCCUGGAAUCAGGAACAUCCUUUGCGAGGAAGCAGCCUAUGAGGAGCGGCGUUACCCAGCUGGGAAGUGGGCGUGUGUCACCAAGGGGGAGCCCAUGUAUGAGCAGAGCAUCUCCAUGAGCUUCAUGAAGCUCAUGCGCUACAUCUGCAAAGAGAACUCAGUAGGUUGCUAUCUGGGCAUGACAGUCCCAGUGCUCAACGAAAUCCACCUGACCAAAGAUGAGACUGAGCUGGAGCGUGAGGUCAUAACUGCCUAUUAUCUCCCAGGAGAGUUCCAGCAAAAUCCUCCUGUUCCCAUGGACCCUGAAAUCCACAUCACUGAGAGGGCACCGCUCCGGGUUAUAACCAGGGUUUUCUAUGGGAUGACCACUGAAGAGACAAUUCUGCGGGAGAUCAAUCUCUUCUGGGAGCUCUUGGGCUCCACAGACACUGUGCUCAGGGAAACCUACAUUGUGGCUUCUUAUGAAAAUCCCAGCAUCCCUCAGCGCCGCAAUGAGAUCUGGUUCAUCUGCCGAGCAGAGUGAGUCCCCUCUGUGACCGCAAACCAUCCUGUGACUGGACCUGGUGCAGAUGGCAGUUCUGACCCAAAGGAGAUGGAGCAUGUCCUGACCCACUAUUCACCCACAAAAUGACAUACCAAGAGACUGCGGGGUGGGUUUGCAGCCGGCCCUGCAAGGGUUCUGUCAGGGGAAAUCCUGCCUGAUCUGCACUUCACCUGCCCCCACAGGGGCCAGCUGAGGCUGGAGCUGGCACCAGGGACAAUCUCUGCAGCAAGCUACUGGUGGGAAGCAUGUGGUGGGGGGUCAUUAAGGCAGUAACCAUGUGGGCUUGUGCAAUGUGCUAGCCUGACCUGUGCUCCUCUCAGCUCUGAGCUGGGCUUGCAGAGCUGUGCCAGGUAUGCCAGUGGGGCUUGUGGUUGGCAGAAGCACAAGCUGAUGGUGUCUAG